Messenger RNA from Australozyma saopauloensis, 654 nucleotides. It is a transcript of the gene RPL10A, whose product is annotated as 60S ribosomal protein uL1. Gene Ontology annotation, molecular function: structural constituent of ribosome; RNA binding. The coding region runs from base 1 to 654 and encodes 217 amino acids. Lineage: Eukaryota; Fungi; Ascomycota; Pichiomycetes; Serinales; Metschnikowiaceae. Gene Ontology annotation, biological process: translation; maturation of LSU-rRNA. Gene Ontology annotation, cellular component: cytosolic large ribosomal subunit. The record is from RefSeq and is a predicted model, not a curated record. The transcript has a single exon.
AUGUCUAAGAUUUCCACCGCCGAUGUCCGUGAGCACGUCAACAAGUUGUUGACUCACUCCAACGAGACCAAGAAGAGAAACUUCUUGGAGACUGUUGAGCUUCAAGUUGGUUUGAAGAACUACGACCCACAAAGAGACAAGCGUUUCUCUGGUACCUUGAGAUUGCCUCAAGUCCCAAGACCAAACAUGACUCUCUGUAUCUUCGGUGACGCUUUCGAUGUCGACAGAGCUAAGUCUGUUGGUGUUGACGCUAUGUCCGUCGAUGACUUGAAGAAGUUGAACAAGAACAAGAAGUUGAUCAAGAAGUUGGCUAAGAAGUACAACGCUUUCAUCGCUUCCGAGGUUUUGAUCAAGCAGGUCCCAAGAUUGUUGGGUCCUCAAUUGUCCAAGGCUGGUAAGUUCCCAACCCCAGUUUCCCACAACGACGACUUGUACCAAAAGGUCCAAGACGUUAAGUCCACCAUCAAGUUCCAAUUGAAGAAGGUCUUGUGUUUGGCUGUUGCUGUCGGUAACGUCGAGAUGGAGGAGGAUGUCUUGGUCAACCAGAUCAUGAUGGCCGCCAACUUCUUGGUUUCUUUGUUGAAGAAGAACUGGCAAAACGUUGGAUCUUUGGUCAUCAAGUCUACCAUGGGUCCUUCUUUCAGACUUUACUAA